Cladocopium goreaui is the source of this 434-nucleotide messenger RNA. Lineage: Eukaryota; Dinophyceae; Suessiales; Symbiodiniaceae. The record is from the annotation of a GenBank genome assembly.
GACAGCCAGAGAUCGCUGCAACGCUGAGGACGGUGGAGAAGGAGUUCCACGAGCUGGACUACAUCGAGUGGUUGAAGACCUUCGAUCAGUUCCACGAGAUCAACAGGUACUGCAAGUAUCGUGAGAAGAACUAUACAGAGUACCUUGAGGGUCUCAUCAGCUACCUACGAGGCUUCCUUCUCCGGACGCAGCCCUUGAUUGAUGCUGACAAGCUUGAGCAGCAGUUUGAGAAGGAGUUCGAGGAGCGAUGGAAUGACAAGAGCAUCCCUGGGUGGCAGGAACCUACCCACAAGGACAAGAUGUUUUGCUUGCCUUCCAACAAGCUCUUCAACAAUAGCAGCUCCAAGAAAUCUCAUGAGAGCGGUAAGGUCUACAAGAAGAAGCUGGAGGAAGUGUCGCUCCGACAUGGAUUAGUUUUCUACAGGUGCCGUUAA